This is a messenger RNA of Hypomesus transpacificus, 3797 nucleotides long. It is a transcript of the gene tert, whose product is annotated as telomerase reverse transcriptase. Bases 171 to 3491 code for a protein of 1106 amino acids. Gene Ontology annotation, cellular component: telomerase catalytic core complex. The transcript is spliced from 16 exons. The record is from RefSeq and is a predicted model, not a curated record. NCBI's taxonomy places the organism in Eukaryota, Metazoa, Chordata, Actinopteri, Osmeriformes, Osmeridae. Gene Ontology annotation, biological process: telomere maintenance via telomerase. Gene Ontology annotation, molecular function: telomeric repeat DNA binding; telomerase RNA binding.
AGAGCGGUCUUCGAGAGAAUUUCAGACCAGAAAUGUACAGUGCAUGUGAACGUUGAACAAUGUCACCACCUGGUAAUUCUAGUAUACAAUUUUGAGAUGUAUGGUUUUAAGAAUCUGUCAGCUAAGGCGUAUGCUAAGAUCCACGGGUAAGUGCGGUGCAUGAGGUAAACAUGCCCAUUGCUGAAAUGUCGCGUAGUGUCGGAAUACUUCGUUCUCUGUAUCCGAACGUUCAGACCUUGGAGGAGUUUAGCAACAGCAUCGUUUUCAGAGAAGGACAUGAAGCGCACCUUGUCGAACCACCCGAAACAACCAGAUUCUUGUCGUUUGUCCGGGGAGUGUAUGUAUGUACAGAUAAAACAUUGCAUUACGUCCCAAGCCGCAACCAGAUCUGCACUCUGCCUGAGUUGUUAGCAUUCAUUCUCAACAGCUUCAAGCGCAAGAAGAAAAGAAACGUCCUUGCACAUGGGUACGGUUACCCCCUAGCUCAAGAGGAGCGUGACGCAGACCAGUUUAAAUUCCAGGGAGAUGUCACUCAGAGUGCAGCUUACAUCCAUGGCAGUGAUCUGUGGAAAAAAGUGUCCCAGCGACUGGGUACGGAUGUCACGCGCUACUUGUUGGAGUCCUGCUCCGUGUUUGUGACGGUGCCCCCAACCUGUCUUUUCCAGGUGUGUGGAACACCCGUUUACGAGCGAGUCUCCAUGACGACUGGCUCUGGGUUUAACCUUCAAAACAGGUCUAGACGGAAUGCCACUGGGAACAUAGUCACGUUGACAAUCCCCUGGAACAGGAGAGAGAGAUAUCUUAAGUAUUCUAAGAGCAGGAGGAGGCGGGAAAAUGCAGAAAGUGGUGGAGAAAUCAUAAAAAAGAAGAGAGAGAGGGAAAUGGAGGAGAAGCAAAGAGAGUUGCGAGGGAAGAGGAGGCGUAUAGAACAGGAAGGUGUCACGCAGAGUUCAGGGACUGUGGAGGGGUCAAAUCAGGGUUGCUGUGGAACUAGUGACCAGCUGAAGUCAGUAGACUUGGCUGUGUGCCCUAGACCAGUGGAGGAUGUUGCUAGAACAAAACAUCCAGUCAAACUACACACCUUGCCCUCAGAGGCUGGUGCCAGUUGGAGAACAGGGCUGUUCCCCCCUGUGCCCCCAGCGCAGUGUUUUUUCCGCACCUUGGGCAUGCUCUAUGGGGGGCGGGGCAUGCGCAGCUUCCUCCUAAACAGGAAAAGGAAGGGUGAAUGGGAUGAGCAGAGGAGACUGCAAGGGCGGGACUUGGUUAGAAUAAUCUUCUUUGAGGGCGUGGUAUAUCUCAAAGGGGUGGAGAGGAAACCAAAAAAACUGCCCAAGAGGUUUUUCAACAUGGUACCCUUUUUCAGCCAGCUGUUACGCAGACACAGGAGUUGUGCAUACACCAGGAUACUGCAGAAGUUAUGCCCAGGGGUGGUGAAGGGAGUUGGGGAAGGACAGGGGGAACUGACAGCUCUCCUGCCCCAACACAGUGCACCUCACCGGGUGUACCUGUUCAUCAAGGAGUGCCUCGCCACUGUGGUCCCAUGGGAGCUGUGGGGAUCAGACCACAACAGGCUCAACUUCCUGUUCAGAGUGCGGGAAUUCCUGCGCAUGGGCAAGCAUGAGCGCCUCUCAUUGGCUGAGCUCCUUUGGAAGAUGAAGGUGAAUGACUGUGAUUGGAUAAAGCUCAGUAAGACAGGUCACUGCCCGCCCAGUGAGCUUGCAUAUCGGACACGGGUGCUAGGACAGUUCCUGGCCUGGCUGUUGGACGGCUAUGUGCUGGGUCUGGUCAGGGCCUGCUUCUAUGUCACAGAGAGUAUGGGACACAAGAAUGCUCUGAGGUUUUACAGACAGGAGGUCUGGGCCAGGCUCCAGGAGCUGGCUUUCAGGACUCAUCAGUGUAAGGGUCAGAUGGAGGAGUUGACCCCUGCACAGGUGGCGUCCCUCCACAGGACCACUGUCACCUCUCGGCUUCGCUUCAUCCCCAAGACUGAGGGCAUGAGGCCCAUCACGCGUGUCCUAGGAGCUGACCCCAAAACAAGGAGGUUCCAGGCAUCAGUGCGGGAUCUACUGGACGUUCUGCGUGUGUGUGUGCGCACCACACCUGCUCUCCUGGGUUCAACAGUGUGGGGGAUGACAGACAUCCACAGGGUCCUAGGUUCCCUUGCCCCAGCUCAGAAGAACAAGCCCCAAUCCCUCUACUUCGUCAAGGUGGAUGUGAGUGGGGCCUACGACAGUUUGCCCCACUCCAAACUCUUGGAGGUGAUUCGUCAGGUUCUGUCACCUGUCCAGGAAGAGACAUUUUCUGUGCGGCGCUAUGCCAAAGUGUGGGCAAAUUUCCAUGAGGGACUAAAAAAGACCUUCGUCAGAAAGGCAGAUUUCCUGGAGGACACUGUAGCAUUCACCAAUAUGAAAGCUUUUGUGAUGUCACUGCAGACGAAGGGCAAGGUUCACAAUGCCAUCUUGGUGGAGCAGCAUUUCUCCUUAGAUCUGCAAGGCAAAGAUGUCCUGGAGUUCUUCACCCAAAUGCUCACUGGGAGUGUUGUUCAGUUUGGGAAAAAAAUGUUUCGUCAGUGGCAGGGUAUUCCUCAGGGUUCUGUAGUGUCCUCUCUGCUUUGCUGCCUCUGCUACGCUCACAUGGAAAACGUCCUGUUCAAAAACCUCACAGAGAAAGGAGGGCAUCUGAUGAGGCUGGUGGAUGAUUUUCUCCUCAUCACUCCAGAUCUGAACCAAGCACAGACCUUUCUCAAGACGUUGUUGGCUGGAGUGCCUCAGUAUGGCUGUGUGGUGAACCCCCAAAAGGUGGCCGUCAACUUCCCCAUGUCAGAGGAGCAUGGGGUCUGCCCUGAGACCCGGGUCCUGCCUGCCCACUGCCUGUUCCCCUGGUGUGGCCUGCUGCUUGACACACGCACCCUAGAUGUUUACUGCGACUACUCCAGCUAUGCUGGCCUAUCCCUGCGGUACAGCCUGACUGUAGGACCCGCCCUCUCUGCCGGCAAGCAAAUGAGACGAAAGCUCAUGGGCAUCCUCAGACUUAAGUGUCACGCCCUGUUCCUGGAUCUGAAAACAAAUUCCUUGGAGGCUGUGUAUAAGAACCUGUACAAGCUGGUUCUGCUGCAUGCCUGCAGGUUCCACGUAUGUGCCCAGAGUUUACCCUUUGGUCAGAAGGUUUCCCAGAACCCAGUUUACUUCUUGCAUCUUAUCUGGAAUAUGGCAGAGUAUACCAACCAGCUCAUCAGACUCUGCAACAGAGGAGCGACUCUGGGCACUAAAGCCCAGACAGGCUGUCUGCAGUAUGAGGCAGUGGAGCUAAUUUACUGCCUCUCCUUCUCACUGGUUUUGUCACGCUACCGCCCCCUCUACAGAUACCUGCUCACUGCCCUCCACUCUCGUAAAAAAAGACUGGAGAGGAAUCUGGGAGACCUGAGGCUGCUGCGAGUCAGGCAGGCUGCCACACCCAAAACUCCUCUGGACUUCAUGGCUAUAUGUUUUUAAGGACUACGAAACAUGAGCACAGAGGACCAUAACAUUUAUAGUGUUUGAAGUACGUACCUAGAGGAAUCGGGCAAGAGACAAGGAUUACUUCACAUUUCCAUUUUCACAUAUUUACAAAUUCACUCGUGUCCUCAUUUCAAAUAUUCUUGCAAUCAAGCUGGGUCAUAUUUAAGAAGGGAUGAGACUGGACCUGGUAAAUGCCAUCCUGACUCAAUUUUUAUGAAACAAAGCAACAGUAGUCAAUCAUAAAAGUUACUGUAUAGAAUGCCAGCUGGGUAACCAAUAAAGAUUGAUAGUUAAGAUAUG